GUCGAAUACGAUUGCUCUACCUCGGUACCUGCCAGUCGCUGGCGUGUUUCAGCAACAGAUAUCGAACAGUGGUAGCAGCCGCUCUGAUAUCGAAGCGUUUGAAGCGCAGCGUUCCACAAAAGACCACUCACAAAAAAGGCUGCCACAAAAACGCCAGCCGCCACGACACAGCAACAAUGGCCGGCUACGUCUCGCGGACCUACUCGUCGGCUCUCAGUCCAACAGUACAGUUACUAACAAACUACCUAAAACAGGACGCCGCCGUCAUCAAGGGCAGGCGCUGUGUUGUAAUAGGUGCCGACGCCGCCUAUGCGCCCGUAAAAAACGCCGGCGCCAAGUCCGUGGCGAUCUUUGCCGAUUGUAGAAAAGCCUUGACAGGUUAUGCUUUAGCCGAUGCUGUGAUUGUGGUAGGUGACUUAGAAGCAAAGGACGCGCACGCCGCGGUUUCUGUGAUAAGGGCCUUUGCACGGCAAAAAGAUGCCCCGGUCGUCAUAGCACUCUCCGCAUCCAUGCGCCGGCGCUUGCGAAGCAUGCUGGAUACGUUCGAGACCGUAUCCGAUGGCGACGUCCUGGUCCUCCGAGCAACUACUGACGAAGAGGACCCCCUCUACCGAGAAGCUUCACUAUUGAAAUACGCACCGGAGCAGGGACUACCGAUCCUCAUAAGGCAGUCUCCGAAAGGAGCAGAUGGUUUAGGUGGUGUGGUCUGGCCCGGCGCGAUUGCCUUAGCACGCUAUCUAGCCCCAGACAUGACCCCAAAAACGCGCAUCUUCGAGCUCGGCUGCGGGACGGGGUUUCUGGGAUUGGCUCUUAGAGCCGCCGGUGCGGGCCAUGUGACUCUGACCGAUGAAUUUGUGGAAUUGGCGUGUGCCAACGCUUCGCUCACAGAAGAAGGGUCUGAUGCGCCGAUCAUCGUUCGUCGGGUCCGGUGGGGCUGUGAUGAAGAUGCUGAGGACGAUCCACCUCCAGCAAAGGAGUACAUGUGGGACCCCGACGUGCGCAAGGGCAUCCUGCCGCACGAGCCGACAGCUACGGAGAAGAAUUUGAAAGAAUUGCCCCAAGAAAAUGCUUGGCGCGAGUUCAUCGUCGGGGCCGAACUGACGCCGAUGGUGGACGGACAUGUGUCAUUAGUGAAGGAGAUUAAGCGACGGCUGGAGCACGCCGUGGCUCGCGGAUUGGAGGCGACCGCAUUUAUCGCGAUGGCAGCUGCGGAAAGUGAAAAAUGUGCGACGUCGUCAUUUUUGAGGGAAGCGAAGAAGGAUUUGAAAAUCGUUCAUAUCAAGAAGGACGUGCCCAACGUCAAGGAGGGCGAGAUCGAUGGGUUGGAUUGUAGCCUCGCGGACGGCGGGGACGUGGUGUGGGUCGCGGAGCUUGGGUUGAUGCCUGCCGCGACGACGGCGUGAGGGGGUGCGUUUUGUAAGUUUUUGAAGUAUUA
This is a messenger RNA of Pelagomonas calceolata, 1435 nucleotides long. Lineage: Eukaryota; Pelagophyceae; Pelagomonadales; Pelagomonadaceae. The record is from the annotation of a GenBank genome assembly.